Messenger RNA from Oncorhynchus masou masou (cherry salmon), 3485 nucleotides. RefSeq names its product interleukin-21 receptor-like. The record is from RefSeq and is a predicted model, not a curated record. Bases 319 to 1869 code for a protein of 516 amino acids. Gene Ontology annotation, biological process: cytokine-mediated signaling pathway. Gene Ontology annotation, cellular component: external side of plasma membrane. The transcript has 9 exons. NCBI's taxonomy places the organism in Eukaryota, Metazoa, Chordata, Actinopteri, Salmoniformes, Salmonidae. Gene Ontology annotation, molecular function: cytokine receptor activity; protein binding.
UUCUCACAGAUGGAUUAUGUUGCAAAACAGAAGCAGGGUUUGGAAGGGACCUCCUACAAUGCUCACAGGGUAGCCACAAAACAACCACAUCCUCAGUGACACUGCAGCAGAUGACGACUUCCAAUAUGUCAGAUAUGUCAUUGUGCACUGAACUUGAUCACACUGUCUGUGACACAAAUUAAUGAAUUCAUUUGGCUUUAGAACUACUCAAACAAUGAUGCCAUGUGGCAUGGUUAGCCAAAUCUAUCAGAACCAAUAAGGCUUUCAGGUGCCAUUGAUGAUCUCAGUUAUUGAGCAGAACAGUCCAUUGUUGCCCUCAUGGCUGUGAAACAACAGCUAAUCAGCUCACUGGUGUUGUGUUACCUGAUUCAAUAUGUUGCAUGUUUCUGCAAUGUCACCUGCACCACAGACUACAAUACAUCCCUGAACUGUUCCUGCUCAGGCACAGUGCCCUCGUCUCCCAUUCUCCUUGAGGCAGAGUGCAGAGAUUCUGAAGACCAAGUGAAUGAUAGCUGUGAAAUAACACCCUCACAAAGCUGGUGUAUAAUACAACCAGAAGGUUUUUUCAUGUUAAUAUCCACUGACACUACUUGCACUGCCAGAGUAAAGCACACAGGAAAAGAAUACAAAAGGAAAACAGAUGACUCAACUGACUGGAAAUUGUAUAAAUUAGUGAAGCCGCAGCAUCCAGUCAAUGUACAAGUGACAGAGAACAUUGACAGCUACAACGUCACUUGGCAGAUGGAUGAAAACAUUUACCUUGAUGAAUGCCUCAUGUACAGGGUGCGGAUUACAACAAAUAAUAACUAUAUAAAGGAUACAGUCUAUUACCCUGUAAGAGAGGACCAGAGGUACCUAGUGCUAAACAGCCUUCAACUGCAACCAGGAACUGAGUAUGUGGCGAAUGUCCAGGCCUCAGUGAACCCUGUGAGUAACUACCGAGGUCCCUGGAGUGAAUGGAGCUCCACCGUAAAAUGGAGGACUACAGAAGGGGAUGAUAAGUUAUGGUGGCAGUGGCCCGUUUUACUGACCAUUCUCCCCUGUUUGAUCCUGUGCUGCCUGUGCUACCUCUUUAAAAUAUUGUGGCCGAAGAGGCUACACUUGAUGAACUAUUCCCCAAGCCCAGAGGACUUUUUCAAGCCUCUCUACCACACAUAUGGAGGGGAUUUUAAGAAAUGGGUUGGACCUGUCUUCGUUUUCAGUGAGCUGGAUCCCUUGGAGAAAAACCCAUCUACACAGAUGAUGACUGAGAAGCAGCUAGACAUCCUCGGGCUGUCCAGGCUGAGUGUGGAGGAAGACAGCAGCAGUGGGGACCAGGGCACCUGUCACUCUGCUGGACACGUCUCCAUUGAUACUGUGAUGGUGUCUGGGGAGGAAGGGGCUUUGUCAGGGAGUUCUUGGGUGACAUACAAGUGCAGCCAAGGUGGGGAAAGCUUCUCCCAAUAUACUGGAGGCAGCAGAGGGGGUAUGGACAGUGAGACGGAGGGCCCUCUUGGUGCUGGGGCAGAAGAGGAAGGAGGGUUAACUGGGCAGAGUGGAAGAUGGGCAUCAACGGGCCUGCCUGCUAUGAAGUGGCAGCUCCAGCUACAGGCCCGCAACUAUCAACCAGAGCAGAUUUCAUUGGACUCAGAGGACGGCUACCCUCCCUUGGUGCUGGAUCUGGACAGUGUGGACACCAUUGACAGUGGAGUCUUUGUUGAGUCUGACUGUAGCAGCCCUGUGAACUCUAACUUUGAGUCUGAGGAGCAGAUAGACUCUGGUUUACUGAGUGGGGUAGGCAGUUCCCCUUCUGAAUAUGUCAAACAGUGGGUGAGGGGUAACACUAUGCAAGAGGACUUAACCAAUUCAGGACAGAACAGGAUGAUGUGAGUUCUCCGUCACCACCUCUGUCACUGACAGUGCUCCAUCAUAUUUGUAAAAUUCCGUACUUUCCCUGGCAUAGGUAUAUUGUUCAUAUUGUCAUCAUGUUUGUUUUUUAAGUGGAGUACGAAUGAUUUCUUCCCAACAUAAAAAUGGUUUAUCGUCGUAAUACAAUAAUAUUGUUUGACAGUAGUUGUCAUGUUGCGUUAUGUAAAUAGAUGUAGACUACUCAUUUUGGCCUUCCCAGGCCUAGAUUUUGGGCUUCAUGUAAUUAAUAAUUUUGUACUGCUUAAUUUCUCAUGCAAAAUCCCUGUAGAAAGGGUAUUGUUUUUAUAUAAUGUUUGUCAUCUAAUGUCUCUUAUGUUUGUGACAAUGGAUCCAAUUGAGGAGUUUGCAUUCAUGUUCAAUCGCUUGUUAAUUCUUUAAAGGGACAAUCUGCAGUUGCUAACUAGUUACUUAACUAUAUAAACUCAUUUAUUCUUGAAGAAUAUAACUUUUAAAUGCCCCAUGAGCUUAGUUCAACUGUCGUACCCAAUCAGAAGCCAAAAUAUAAGCUUGUUUUACUCCAAUGUUUGUAAACAAUGUAAGUGGAAACAAAAACUGUAUAGCCUCAAAAUAUGCUUAAAGUUUUGAUAUAUUGGUAAUUCCUUGCGUCAAUAGCGCUGCCUAUGAAUUUAUGAGUGGUUACAUUUCUCCAGGCCCAUGCCUCAGCUAUUACCAAAACAGAGACUGGUGGCUUUGUUAUUGUUUCAGCUAACGAUUGCCCAUUUUAAAGUACAAUUUUUUUCCUCAUAUGCAUAAUGAAGUCCCACAGUGGUCAAAACAGUCUUAUUAAGUAAUGGGAGCGUUCCAACAUUCAGAUAUUAGUCUCCUUUUUCUGUACGAUACAAAAAUGCAUCAGAACACAGAUUUAGGUCUGCUUUAAUGCAGUUCUGUCAUUGUAUGAAAAUGAAAUAGACCAUUUCUCUUUACAAUUUUCAUUUGCUGAUAAGAAAUUAUAGCUAUGUGGGGUAGUAAGCGAAAGCUUGGCAGCGGUAGGCUACAUCUGAUAAAUUGACUCGCAAGUAGGUAUCGAAUUCUAUAAUCUAGAUAUUGCCAUUGCACUGUUAUCACAAUGAGUUUAACCACUGUCGAGUUUCCAUAAACAAUCUUUGAGAAGUGUGUAACAGAUUGAUUUGACUGUACUGAAGAGUAUGAUAAAAUAUAUUUUUAUAUGAAUUUCAGGAAUAUUAUAAUAAACUAUAACUUAGUUCAUCCUAUUCAUGAUGCUUGAGUAUGUGUCACACCUUGACCUUAGUAUUUUUUGUUUUCUUUAUUAUUUUGGUUAGGUCAGGGUGUGACAUGGGUGAUGUAUGUGUUUUUGGCCCUGUCUCGGGGUUUUGUAUGUCUAUGGGUGUUUACUAGUCUAGGUGUUAUGUAUGUCUAUGGUUGCCUAGAUUGGUUCUCAAUUAGAGGCAGCUGUUUAUCGUUGUCUCUGAUUGGGAACCAUAUUUAGGCAGCCAUAUUCCUUGGGGUAUUUCGUGGGUUAUUGUUUGUGUUAGUUGCCUGUGUUUGCACUUAUCAUAUAUAGCGUCAUGUUUGUUUAAGUGUUCUUCGUCUUAUUAAAGAAGAUGUAUUCAUCUCAC